UUUAGUCUUUUUUAUAUAAAUAUUGAAUAUUUGGUUCAAAUCUUGAACUAUGAAACUUUUCUUCUUAAAUAUAUCUUUCAAUUAUAAUAUUAAUUAAACUAUUAAAGUUUGUUUUCUGUACCUUAGCUUCAUGUUAUUAUGUCUUCAUGGGAUUAGCGAGGGAAGGCACACCACACCAUUUUCUCGUCCGUGCCACAAAUAACGUUACUUCAUACUACACCCUUUGUCCGACCAGGUGUUGAUUCUGUUUUUUUUCUUCUUAAAACUUGCUAUGCCUUAAAACGUUAUGUUACUCGUCAUAUAGUUUGAUUUUGUUUGAAAAAUAAAACUAUAGUUAAGCCCAAUUUUUCAAAGAACGGAAAAUAUGUGUGCUUUACCUAUUUUUCGUCCGGAAAUGAUGUUUUUUUAUUUUACUUAUAAAUUGCAACUCAUAGUGAGGUGGGAUUUUUAGGAUUUACAACUAAAAACCUAUGUUCUAUUACUGAAAGAAACAAAUGUCGGACGAGAAAAAUGUGUGGUCGGAAGAAACGAUGGUGAGCGCUAUGUCGAAAAGUAAAGUUUUCAACGUUAUUUGUGGUCGGACGAAAAAAGUUGUGGUGUGCCUUCCCUCCCUCAUGGAAAAAUUGUACUAGAAUUUACGGGAUGUGCGUUAAAUUCUGCGCCUACGUUUCUACCUUGUAUUAUAUGUUAAUUUACUCACAAGUGACGAGUUGGUUUUAAACUUUCCAUUGACUGCAGUACAGGUUUUAUUUACAUAAUUCCUUUCUAAAUAGUUGAAAAAUGUAUAAGCUUUGGUAGAACCAUAUCUUACAUAUUUCAUUUAUUCAUGGCAUAUAAAAACGUUGUGCCAAAUGACGUUUUUUGCUUUUCCGAAAUCCAAAAGAAAUAGUAACGAAAAUUCAAUUGAAUUUAGGAGAGAGAAAUUCUGUUAAUUUGCCGUUUCUUGGGAAAUGAAGUUAAAAUGUAGGCAUACUAUGGGGAUAAUUUUAACAGGCUUGUGGAAGGCAAGACUUGAGUAACUGUUUUAUGGAACAAUAUCUAGGCUGAGCAUAAAAGGGACUAAUUAAAUUCUUUGAAAAUAAUUAUUUAGAGUUCGAGUAGGUUAUGACAAUUCCUUGGUCUGACGUUGCGGCUAGGAAUAACUAAUUGUGAUUAAAUGUUUUCUGCUUCUGAACAUUAUUCAACUUAACGUUUUGUUUGGACGUGUGAAACACAUCAAAAUGAAUUUGGUCAAGACUUAAAUUUAAAAAAUAACAGCUUAAAAUUUUGAAAUUAGUCCUCUGUAGACCAACAUGUACAAUACAUAGUUAAUAAUUUCUUUUGGCCAUUAUUAAAUUUUCAAUGCGAUAAUUACACUCAUUCAUUUUAAAAGAUAAUGAUGGUUUUUUACAGGUUCAUGUUAAAAUUAUCUCAAGGGCAAGAUUUUGCAUGACACCAUUGAAUGUAUUGAAGUGAGAGGGAGGGAAGGCACACCACACCUUUUUUUCGUCCAACCACAAAUUACGUCACAUUUCACCAUUAUUUCGUCCGACCAAACCUUUUUUUUCUCUUAAGCAUUAUUUAAAUCCUUUUUUUAGUACUUAACAUUAUUCACGAUUUAGAGCCACGUCAUGUUUAUGAUGGUUUAAAAUAUUUAUCUUUAAAAAAUAAAUAAAAACAAGAAUUUUCUUGGCUUUUUCGCUGAAUUUGGUGGAAAAUAAAUGAUGUUUUGUUAGCAAGUCUGAUAAGGAGGGUUUUUGUUGUAGAUAAAUAUGGAGAUGUACAAUGUAAAGAUAUUAUCCGGAGAUCCUGAUAAAUUUGAAGUAAAGAUCCUCACAACCAGUUUCAUGUCUGGUAUCCAGGCUCAGCUGGAAGCACUACCGAAGAACAAGGUGGAGAAGGUUCAGCCAGAUGAUCUGGUCAUACUCGAGGCAUUGGAUAGUUUUCAUAGAGCAAAGAUUAUUUCUGUUGCAGACGAUGGUAUUAUUCAAUGCACGCUAAUCGAUCACAGUACAAAUAUUGAGGUUGGAAUUGAUCAAGUUUUUGUCUCGAAUUCUUUGAUCAAUCGUAUUCCUCCACGGAUACUGAUGUGUAGGAUCUUUACAGAGCUAAGGAUUAAAGAUGAGGAUUGGAGACGACUGAUUGAAAGAAAAGAGUUUGAUUGGAAAAUUCAGAUAGUUUCAAAUCACUCUGGAGGAGUGGCUUUAGUAAACCUAUUUAUGUUGGGUCCGGAGAAUACUGGCGAGAAGAGAGAAGUAAAUUUUCACGAUUUAAUGAAGUUUAUUAAUGACCCUGAGUCUGUAAGUGUUGGAUUGUUAACACUGAAGAGACUGAACAAGGAUAAGAUUUACUCCGUGUACCUGGAGGAACAGGAGGAUUCGGAAGAGUUUGUGAAUGUCCAUGUUGUGGAAAAGUUGGAUGGAGAGAUGGAUCUCGAUGUUCUCUACUCAAAAAGUCCAUAUUCUCCUCCUGGACCCGUCUCUCCAGGUUCUCUUAUAAUUGCUCCCCUGGACGGAAACCUACUCAGAGCUAAGGUUAAACGUAUACUGGGACCUGAACUUGAUCUUGUUGUCGAGUUCCUUGACUUUGGAAACCUAGAUAUUGUAUCCUGGUGGAAUUGUCAAAAUAUGUACGAGUAUCUAAACUUUCCUAGACUCUGGUUUACGGUUCAGCUUCCUCCGUAUAUCCUAGGACAGGCUGAGAUUAUUAGAUCUGUAAGUUUUAUACAGGCUCAGUCGGAUUCUAAUUAUCUUUUCUACACGAAUGUUGGAGGAAACCCAGUUCUUAUCGAGGAAACUCAUGGAAAUCUAAGAGAACACAAGAUGGAAAUAAAAGUCGGGUUAAGAGAUAAGGAUGGUUCUGGAGAUCAGGAUAUUUUUCGACCCAAUGUCAAGGAUGAUACUGGAGAUCUACACGGUUCUUGUGAUCAAAAUGGUUCAGAAAAUCAAAAUGGUUCUGCAGGCGAUCAUGAUUGUUUUGAAGAAAGAAAUAGGUCUGACGAUCAUGAUAGUUCCCAAGGCCACCUUUUUAAUCCAUUAAAAACACAAAGAAAAGACGAGAACGACGAGAACAGGAAUAAUGACUUGAUCUCAGAAAUGAAGAAGGAAACAGACUCGGUCCCAGAAGUUAACAGGGAAAAAGACUUAGUCUCAGAAGCAAGCAGGAAUAAGGACUUGGUCUCAGUUAUGAAGAGGGGUAAAGACUUGGUCUCAGAAGUAAUGAGGGGUAAAAUCUUGGUCUCAGAAGUGGACUUUAGGGAUAAGUCAAACUCAGAGAUAGAAAGAAGUAAGAUCUUGAUCGGCAAUGUAAACGGAAACAAAUCUUCUGUUUCUUCUGGGAUUCAGAGCAAGAAAUUUGCCUCCGCUUUGAAAAUGAGCCAAGAUAAGGUCUCCGAUACGAACGGAGAUGAAAUUUCAUCAUUGGAAAGGAAACCCUCCAACCCAGAUCUAACAUCAAAAAAUAUUACUAAUAAUAAAGAUAUUAGCGUCAAGAGUUCCACCUGCACCAAUAUUUUCCAGCGUUUGAAUAAAAGCCCUGAGCCGGAGGAAUCUACCCCUCAAGCAAUAGCGGAAGAUUCAGAAAUGAAUAUUAUUGUCUACAGAGCAUAUCUGUCAGCUCCCAAGAUAUUAGUCAGGAUUUCUGAUUUGCAGAGUUGGGGAGAAAGAAUGUUCGGUCCCAUUCUGCAUGUUCGUGUAUUGAAUGGAUCGAUCUGGAUGGAUUUUAAGGACAAAACUUCACUAGAGAAGUGUGUUUCUAACAAGCAGAGAAGAUUCGGGGGAAGUAUAUUAGAGUUGAAAAGGACUGAAAUAUUUCCUAACGAGCAUUAUAAUCUCAGCAUUUAUGUUACUGACGGAGGUUCAGAGGCCGAGGUUCGAAAGUUCUUUUCAACCUUUGGCGAGGUUAAGUCUGUUAAAUGGUACACCCCAUCCUGCUCCGUGGUUAGUUUUCGAAAGAAGAGUAUAAGAGAUGAGGUUCUACUCCUGGCUAGCGCCUCCACAAACUCUAGUAAAAUGAUGGUUAAAAGGUAUGGAGAUAGGGCUCAACCAACUUCUCCUAGGAAGGGAAAUAAAGAGGAGACUGUACACCUUACUGAUAUAAAGGUUGACCCUGAUAAGGAUCAGAUUAAACCUAGUCCUAAGCAUGAAGUUUUGUCAGUGGAAGAAGAGAAAAUUGACAACAUAGCAAUUGCAGCAAAGUCCGGAACUCUAUCUGUAACUGCAACCCUGGCUGAGAGUCCGGACAGGAUCUGGUUAGUAGAUGAUGACAGGAAGGAUAUGUUUCUAUCCAUGGAUCUGGAAAUACAAUCCUACGCUGCAAGCAGUGCCCCAGAUGAAUCUAUAAUUGCUAUUGGAAACUUUUGUUUAGGUCGGAUUAAAGAGAUAGAUGAUCGUUGGUACCGUUGUUGUAUCCUUGAGAUAAAAACUCAAUCCGUCCUUGUUUUCUCCGUAGAUACAGGUCACACUGUCACUAUACCAGGAGGAAAUGUGAAAAGAUUACCAAGAUCUUUGGCUCUCCUACCACGACAAACAUUCGCAGUCAAGCUACUGAGAAUUAUUCCUGCUGGAACUUCUAACGGUACUUGGACAAGAACUGCAACAAAUCAACUAAACGAAAUCCUUUUCCGUCCUCAUAUCAAGGUGUCCGUUGAUAUCAAGGAUGAACUGGAACCUGGUAUCUACUCUGGGGAUAUAAAAUGUAUGCGGGAUGUUAAAGUCGAUGCGUUUGAGUCUCGUCAGAAGGUUGCAGACCUAGCUGGUUAUCUGAUCAAGAAGGGAGUGGCGUUCAAGAACUGAUAGAACGUCAGAGCUAUUAAAAAAACUUCAUUCGUAGAUUAAGUUGGUAGUAAAACACGUUAACAUAUUAAUUACUUAUGUGGCCGACGGCUUCUUUUGAUCUCUUGUAUUAGUCGUCUUUGUUGAAAAUAAGCCAAGUUUUGCCGCGGCCAGUGCACAGCUGCUUCCAUUUUCCCCAACUUCUACAGAAAUAUUUCAUAUUUGUUCUUCUAAGCCUUCCUCAAAAAUUGCAGCAAUCUAAUUUUUUGAACCCAAAUAAGUCAGUGUUUUCUAAUUUUAUUUUAAAACAACUUCUUUGAAUGAACAAUUUGUAUUUUGAUUGUGAAUAAGAUCAUAUACAUCCCUGCGAACAUGUUAUCUCUGACAAACCGAUGGCGAGUACAUAAAGUCCAGAAAUAUUUACCCGCCAUCUUCGCCAUCGACACAAAUAGUCGUUUAAAAUGUUCCCUGGGUAUACUAGCUGAAGGGCCUGGCGUUGCCGGUCGAAGAAAAAAAUUCGAAUUUUUUGUCCCCCCCCCUUCCCAGGCUA
Messenger RNA from Eurytemora carolleeae, 5301 nucleotides. RefSeq lists its product as uncharacterized. The coding region runs from base 1752 to 4772 and encodes 1006 amino acids. Lineage: Eukaryota; Metazoa; Arthropoda; Copepoda; Calanoida; Temoridae. The record is from RefSeq and is a predicted model, not a curated record. The transcript is spliced from 6 exons.